AUGAGUUAUCUGCGUCCUGAGCCCGACUCCAAGCCUCCGGCUAAGGACGUUCGAGCGCUGGAUUCGCUACGGUCUCUCAGCAUUCGGAACAUCCAGGACCCUUACAGCCACGGUGAGCGUCUUGAUACCAUGACGACUCGCUACAGCACUCUCGAUACUGAAAACCUCAACACCAUGUUAAACGGCGGACUCGAGCGGUUCUACAAGAAAUACCACCACUUGUCGCGCAAGAUCAACCUACAACUACCGACUCCAGAAAUUCGGUUCCAAGAUCUGUCUUUUUCGGUUCAAGUACCUGCAGGCACCGGUAGUCACAGUACAGUUGGCACACAUCUGGCACAGAUCUUCACUCCAUGGAAACGACAAGCUACGAUGACAAAGAACGUCCUCCACCCCAUGACAGGCGUCAUUAAACCAGGGUCCAUGACUCUACUUCUAGCUAAUCCAGGUGCAGGCAAGUCGACGUUUCUAAAGGCAUUGGCUGGUAAAUUGCAAAAUAACUCGAAAACCGAGAUCGGAGGUGAUAUCCGAUACGCGGGGCUACGCGGUGAUGAAAUGGACCUUGUCAAGCUAGUCGGACUAGUGGAUCAGACAGAUAACCACAUUCCUACACUGACAGUACGGGAGACGUUUAAGUUCGCCGAUAUGUGCAUGAACGGCCGUCCAGAAGACCAACACGAGGAAUUGCGUGACAUUGCGAAGCUGCGAACGGAGUUGUUUCUACAGAUUCUGGGUCUUGAGAACUGCGCCGAUACUGUGGUUGGGAAUGCUCUGCUGCGGGGUGUAAGUGGCGGAGAACGCAGACGUGUGACGGUGGGUGAAAUGCUGGUUGGAGGCCAAAGUCUCUUCUUGUGUGACGAAAUUUCCACGGGUCUUGACAGCGCUGCAACGUUCGAUAUCGUCAAGGCGUUGCGUACAUGGUGCAAGACGUUGGGCGGAUCAGUCAUCGUUGCACUCUUACAACCAACGCCCGAAGUGGUGGAGCAGUUCGACGACAUUUUGAUGAUUAGUGAAGGCCAAAUGGUGUACCAUGGACCAAGGACCGAAAUCCUGGGUUAUUUCGACGAACGAGGCUUCACUUGUCCUCCUCGUGUCGAUCCAGCUGAUUUCCUCAUUGAGGUGACGUCCGGACGUGGCCAACAAUACGCGAACGACAACGUGCCGAAACAGUAUUUGGCCGUCACGGCCGAGGAUUUCAACAGCAUUUUCACUCAAUCCGGGCUUUUCAAGAAGACCCAAAUAGCUCUAAGCAAGAGCCUCAAACCGUCAUCACCGGUGAGUAGCAAGAAGCCAAAACGCCUCGUAACCCUCGCUCGAAAGAAAGGGAAGUCGGAGUUCGGAUUGGCGUUCAUUCCAAGCACACUGCUAUUGCUGAACCGACAACGAUUGAUCUGGCUGCGUGACCCUCCUUUGCUCUAUGGCAAACUGGUCGAGGCAUUGGUCAUUGGUCUUGUGAUCGGUAUGAUCUACUUUAACGCGAUGCGAACGGUGUAUCUGCGAAUGUGCUUUUUCAACUUAGCACUUUUCCAACGUCAGGCGUGGCAGCAAAUCACCAUUUCGUUCCAACUGCGAAAGGUAUUCUACAAGCAGCGCCCUCGAAACUUCUUCCGCACUGCGUCGUAUGCUAUUGCGGAGGCUUUAGUGCAGAUCCCAGUGAAUUUGUCGGUGUCGUUCAUUCUGGGUACAUUUUUCUACUUCAUGAGUGGAUUGACUCGGUCGUUCGAGAAAUACAUCGUGUACUACCUGAUUGUGGCCUGCUUCCAGCACGCUAUUUGCGCGUACAUGAUGAUGUUAAGUGCUUUUUCUCCCAGUGUCACAGUGGGGCAGGCGCUCGCUGGUCUUUCGGUUUGCUUCUUUUUACUAUUCUCGGGAAAUAUCAUUUUAGCCGAUUUGAUUCCCGAUUAUUGGAUCUGGAUGUACUGGUUUAAUCCAAUCGCAUGGGCUUUGCGAAGUCUCAUUUUGUCAGAGUUUUCGAGCGAUCGGUACACUGAUAUUGAGAGCGAGAAGUAUCUGGAUAGUUUCUCAAUCUCUCAAGGCACGGAGUACAUCUGGUUUGGUGUUGGCAUUCUUUUAGCCUAUUAUCUACUUUUUACUGCGCUGAAUGGAAUUGCACUGCAUUUUAUCCGACACGAAAAGUUUUCAGGUGUGAGCGUUAAGACUUCACCGCAGCAUUCUGCGAUAGAUACUGAUGAAGUGUUUGUCGAGAUACCUACACCUGGAGCUGUUGAAACUACGAAGGGGAAAAGUAGUGGGUUGCCAUUCACACCUUCGAAUCUAUGUGUGAAGGAUCUCGAGUACUUCGUAACUUUACCUUCAGGUAAAGAGAAGCAGCUUUUAUGCGGAGUUACUGCACAUUUCGAGCCUGGACGAAUGGUAGCCCUCAUGGGUUCUUCUGGUGCUGGCAAAACGACUCUGAUGGAUGUGAUCGCUGGACGUAAGACUGGAGGACGCAUUGUAGGGGACAUCAUGGUAAACGGAGAGCCCAAGAAUCCGGCCACUUUCAGCCGCAUCGCGGCGUACUGCGAGCAAAUGGAUAUUCACUCGGAAGCUGCAUCCAUCUAUGAGGCGUUGGUCUUUUCAGCGAACCUUCGACUACCACCAACGUUUACGAAAGAGCAACGUAUGAAGCUGGUUGAGGAGACGUUGGAGCUGCUGGAACUGCAUCCAAUCGCAAGCGCAAUGAUCGGGAACUUGUCAGUUGAACAGAAGAAACGCGUAACGAUAGGCGUGGAGGUGGUUGCGAACCCAAGCAUAUUGUUCCUGGACGAACCGACCAGUGGUCUGGACGCUCGCUCGGCUCUAAUUGUGAUGCGUGGCGUCCAGUCCAUCGCUCGUACAGGUCGCACGAUAUUGUGUACGAUUCAUCAGCCCAGUAUAUCAAUCUUUGAGCUGUUUGACGGUCUAUUGCUUCUGCAAAGAGGAGGAUACACGGCGUAUUUUGGAGAUUUGGGCGAAGAAUCCAGCAAGAUGCUAGAGUAUUUCGCUGCUAUCCCGGGUACUCUGGGGAUCCGUCCGCAGUAUAACCCAGCUACGUACAUGAUGGAGGUGAUUGGCGCAGGUAUCGGCAGAGAUAUGAAGGAUUACUCGGUGGAGUACAAGAACAGCGAGUUGGGUAGAGCGAAUCGUGAACGAACACUCAAGUUGUGCGAGGUAUCGAAUGAGUUUACCAGACACUCUACUCUGAACUAUUCUCCGAUCGCGACUGGAUUCUGGAACCAGUUUAGUGCGUUGGCCAAGAAACAGCAGCUCACGUACUGGCGCAACCCCCAAUACAACUUCAUGCGGAUGUUCCUAUUCCCUCUCUACGCUGUCAUCUUCGGUACGACGUUCUACCAACUACCCGUGGGUAGUGUGAAGAAGAUCAACUCACACGUCGGUCUCAUCUACAACAGCAUGGACUUCAUCGGAGUGAUGAACCUCAUGACGGUAUUAGAAGUGACGUGUGCUGAACGGGCCGUCUACUACCGUGAGCGCAUGUCGAACUACUAUGGCCCACUACCCUACAGUUUGUCACUGUGGUGUGCAGAGGUGCCCUACUUGAUCGUGGUGAUUUGCUUAUUCGUGGUAAUCGAGUACUGGCUGGUGGGUUGGAACGACAAUGCUGAGGAUUUCUUCUUCUUCCUCUUCAUCUUUUACCUCUAUACAUCGGCAUGCACGUAUAUCGGUCAGUGGAUGUCUGCGCUAAUGCCAAACGAGAAAGUGGCGAAUGUAGCGGUUGGUGCGUUGUCCUGCUUGUGCAAUUUGUUCGCGGGGUAUUUAUUGCCGAGAACAGCCAUGAAACCAGGUUACAAGUGGUUUCAGUACCUGGUCCCUUCAAGUUACUCCCUUGCAGCGCUUGUGGGAGUCCAGUUUGGCAAUAACCAGGAUCUUGUCCUCGUGGACACUGGCAAUGCUACCAAGCAGAUGACGGUGUCCGACUAUAUUGCACACACGUACGAUUUCCACCCGGAGCUCAAAUACAACUUCAUGGCGGGACUCCUGGUGAUCUGGGCUGUUCUGCAAGUAGCUAUUUAUCUUACGUUCAAGUAUGUGAGCCAUCUCAAGAGAUAA
This is a messenger RNA of Phytophthora nicotianae INRA-310, 4050 nucleotides long. RefSeq lists its product as hypothetical. Gene Ontology annotation, cellular component: membrane. The transcript has a single exon. Lineage: Eukaryota; Oomycota; Peronosporomycetes; Peronosporales; Peronosporaceae. The record is from RefSeq and is a predicted model, not a curated record. Gene Ontology annotation, molecular function: ATP hydrolysis activity; ATP binding; ABC-type transporter activity. The coding region runs from base 1 to 4050 and encodes 1349 amino acids.